AUGCCUUUACUAGUGACCAAGGCAGAGAAGCUGGCUGAUAUGUUCAGCCUCAAAGGCAAAGUUGUGGUUGUCACUGGCGCAUCUGGGCCCAUGGGCAUUGGCUUGGAAUCUGCCCGAGCCUGCGCUGAGUUGGGUGCCGACGUUGCCCUCACAUACUUUUCGCGAGAAGAAAGCUGCAUCAGGAAUGCCACCGAGCUCACAGAAUCAUAUGGCGUUAAAACCAAGGCCUACCAGUGUGAUAUUCGCAGCUGGAGUUCAGUUCAAAAGGCCGUUGCAGAUGUAUUGAGUGACUUUGGCCAAAUUGACGUUUUUAUCGCCAACGCAGGCCAGGCUACCGACUCUGGAGUCCUUGAUGGAUCGGUAGAGAGUUGGGAGGAGGUUAUUCAGGCUGAUCUUACUGGAACAUUUUAUUGCGCCAAGGCCGUGGGGACUCAUUUCAAGAGUCGAGGAUCUGGAUCGUUCAUCAUCACGUCGUCCAUUUCGGGACACAUCGCCAAUUUUCCCCAAGAACAAACCUGUUACAAUGUGGCCAAGGCGGGCUGCAUCCACCUCGCCAAAUCUCUGGCAAACGAAUGGCGAGACUUCGCCCGGGUAAACUCUGUGUCGCCUGGAUAUAUUGAGACAGGACUUUCCGACUACGUGCCCGCUGAGACGAAGCAAACAUGGAGGUACAUGACACCGAUGGGGCGCGUUGGCGAGCCGAAGGAACUGAAGGCAAUCUACGCGUAUCUGGCUAGUGAUGCCAGUUCAUUCACGACUGGUUCAGAUAUUCUUGUGGACGGAGGUUACUGCUAUGACCCCACUGGCGAUGAGAAUUACAGGAAACAGAUUAUCGUAGACGGCACACCGUGCAUGGUAGAGGUCUUGGACACGGCGGGCCAGGACGAGUACACAGCCUUGAGAGACCUAUGGAUCCGGGAGGGGGAGGCUUUCCUCCUCGUAUUCAGCAUUACAUCGAAGAAUUCGUUCGCAAACGUCAGGGAAUAUUACCAGCAGAUCCAAGACAACAAGAAAUCAAAAGUGCCACUCAUAUUGGUGGGGAAUAAAUGGGAUCUGGCAUCCACUGACCGCGAAGUCUCUUCUCAGGAAGCGGAGUCGCUGGCUAAAGAGUUGAACUGUACCUUUAUUGAGACUUCUGCGAAAACCGGCUACAACAUCGAUGAGACUUUCCAUGACCUGAUUAGAUCAUACCGGAAGCAUACGGCAGAGCAGGAGCAGGAGGCUGCGGAGGCAGCAGCAGUUGAAGCUCAGAAGAAAGAGGCUUCUCAGACUGACAGCGGCGGUUUGAAGAAGACAGGGUGGAGGAAACGCCUUUCAGGUUUCAUUAAGUCUAUUGAUAAGAACAAAACAGGUUGA
This is a messenger RNA of Clonostachys solani, 1356 nucleotides long. The record is from the annotation of a GenBank genome assembly. NCBI's taxonomy places the organism in Eukaryota, Fungi, Ascomycota, Sordariomycetes, Hypocreales, Bionectriaceae.